Messenger RNA from Pseudozyma hubeiensis SY62, 3135 nucleotides. RefSeq lists its product as hypothetical. The transcript has a single exon. Gene Ontology annotation, cellular component: endosome; lytic vacuole. Lineage: Eukaryota; Fungi; Basidiomycota; Ustilaginomycetes; Ustilaginales; Ustilaginaceae. The record is from RefSeq and is a predicted model, not a curated record. Gene Ontology annotation, biological process: SNARE complex assembly. Gene Ontology annotation, molecular function: SNARE binding. The coding region runs from base 1 to 3135 and encodes 1044 amino acids.
AUGGCAGAGCCUGCUACCUUCUCGCACCAGUCGUGGGCCGACGAAGAGGUUGCGCCUCAUGCGAUCCACUACGAACAGCGUCGCAUCGGACAUAUCUGUGCUGUUCUUGUUCGGAAUCUCUCGCUGCGCCCGACACGGGAUCGCGCCCUACAGACGCUGACUUCUCAAAGACCCGGAGGCUCAAACCGAUACCACACUACUUCGGACGAUGCCGACCUGACACUCAGCAUAGGACGGUCCAACAGCAAGGGCAAAGGAAAGGCGGACGCCUCUCAGCGGCGACGAAGGAGUGCUAGUUGGAGCAGGCUCAGCGUUGACGGAUCCUCGGACGAAGACGAACCAGAAGAGGUCGACCAACUGGAUGCAAGUCUUGCGUCCACAUCGAGACCGACCAAGUCACAGAUCAACAGCAGUCAAAGAAAUGCUAGAGGUCGCUCCGCCCUAAUCAACCAUCGGCGCACAUCCGAUCAGGAGCUAACGACAUCCUCCUCCUUCGGAUCGACCUCCGAAGGCGCUCACAGCGUCGAUGUGAGUCCGCGCCCCAUCCUCAAGCGAGCUUCCAGCACGCGCAGUGGCAGAGAUGCCCGCAUGCACGGCGGCUCACCCGCUAGUGCAGACAAUUCAGGCUUCCUCGACGAGCUCGACGCCAAAACGACGAUGCUGUCCCGAUCCGACUCUCGCAGCUCCUCCCACUCUUCGCACACCAUUCGCAGGCCUUCACACAGGGCAAGGACGACGAGCAUGACCUCGUCCGCAAGUGUUCGCAGCGUUCGCUUCGACGAGAGUCAGCUCGGAGGUGACGGCGAAGCGAGGCGGCCGUCCCGCAUCUCUGGUCGCCUGAGCGCUGCUUCGCGCUACGCGCUGUUCUCUCAGAAGAGUCUCGACCAAAUCAUGAAGGAUCGCAUGCUGGAAUGCUGCGUCGAGCUAUCGGUCGUGUCCGACAAGGGUGACGGACCAGGCAACGCAGAAUCGAAGGGCAAAGACGAGAAGAAAAGCGCAAAUCCUGGGAUUGAGCGCACCUUCUACAAAACCACCAGCUCGAAGCCCGGCCUGCAUCAUAGCUGGGGAUACCAGGGCGGUGAUCCCAUCACCCCCGAGCGAGACUUUCUGGAAGGAUACGGAGCAUCGGCCGUGGAUUCUCCACUGGAAGCGUCAGAUGUCAGCAUCAAGGUCUGGGCAAGAUCUCCUCCUGCAGAUAAAGGUGGAUCUCAACAGAGUGCUGCUCGAACGGACGGGUCAAAUUGGAAGCUCGUCUGUCAGACGAGCGCUGAUCUUCGCGACCUGGAACCUUUGCCAGGAAACGCGCCAGACGCAAGCCUCUCGCUCCCUCCCAACUCGAUCCUGCUCGGUCUCGCGCCCGGCGCAAAUUCGCUCUCAGGACGUGCGAGCAUCGUCACUUUUGACUCGCAAAGAGCGACGACGACCAAAGUCUCGGACCAGGGUAGAGAGGAUCCCAAGCUCAACCGCAGUGUAAGCGAGAGGGAGGCGGAGAGAACGCGACACGUGCUUGAAAGUGUUGUGUACUAUGCGGUGCCGAUAAAGCCAGCGCGGCAGGAUCGUUCGGCGGACGCAACCGCAACCAGGGCUAACAGUGCAGACGCCAGCGAGAGGCGUGCACAACGGGGGGCCAGCUCAAGCCGCUCGCCCAAGCUGCAUAGGCGUACAUCGCUGGAAGGAUACGCAUCUGAUCCGGAGAAUGCUCCGAGUGGCACAACCAAUGCCGCUACGGCACCGGAGCGAAUCGCCGCGGUAGCAGAUUCUGCCAGUCGAGUGUCUCAUGCGCUCGUUGUGACAUCAGACGCAAGACGACGAGAGCGACGAAAAGCAUUCGAGGAUGAGCAGCGGCGUGCGCUCGAACUGAGCCUUCGAGAGACGAAGAUGAUGCCAAGCUACACCCUCGACGACGCCAAGCAUCUAGCAAAGAAACAAGCAGAAGCGCGGGAUAUGCUUGCCGAAGUAGAGGAGCUCAGACAGGUCGGUGGAAGUUCGCUUCAAGAUCCGGCCGGACUUGUACAGCUACGACUCAAGCGCGAGCAGCAGAAGGCCAGAUACGAGGCGGUGAGACAGAUGGCGAUAGACGAAUCGGGUCAACUAGAGCGGAAGAGGGCCGAGCUGGCGACGCGGAGAUCGGCACUCGAGGCCCGGCAUCGAGCUAUGCGGGCUUCAAAGUCACUUUUCGAGUCGGCCGAAGCGACCUCGCGACAGCUGCAAGAUGAGGUGCAGGCGUUCAAGGACGAGAAGGCGCAUGUCGCAUUGCAACUGCACAUCCAACAAGCAUCGCUGCUGCGAGAUCUCGAGGCCAUCUUCCCCAUCGAGUUGUCAGACGCGUCUUCACUGCUCUUCUCCAUCUGCGGUCUGCCACUGCCCAACGCAGUGCCCUCGCUGCCGCCGACCGAGCUUGCACACGAGGAGAAGCGAUGGAAGGAUACCGUCAAGCGCCACGUCCCUGCAUCCGCGCGACCUGUCUUUCAUCCGUUCGACGACGACACGGUCAGCAGCGCGCUAGGUCUCGUCGCCCAACUCGUCGUGCUGCUCAGCACGUACUUAGCUACGCCCGUCCACUACCCUUUGGCCACAGCGGGCAGUCGAGCAGUGGUUCAGGACGGCAUCUCGCUCAUGAGCGGUCCACGUGCCUUUCCGCUCUACGCAAAAGGAAUGGAAAGGUACAGAUACGAGUACGCAGCGUUUCUGCUCAACAAGGACAUCGAGCAGCUGAUGAAUGUCCAUUCCGUUACCGUCAUCGACAUCCGACAUACGUUGCCGAACUUGAAGAACCUCAUGGUGACGGUGGCAGCCGCACCACCGGCUAGUCAAUUGACGAGGAAGAGUCACAUCGGCAAGACGGAGAUUGCGCUGCGAUCCACAGCGGUAUCGUCGCUCAGAGAUGUUGAUGGUGAUGCGGCUGAAGAGGGGGUGAGGAAUGGUAAGAAGGUCGGGAUGGGUAUCGGAUUAGGGUUGCCAAACCUCGCUGCUGCGAGCGGGAAGAAGGAAGUCGCAAAGGAUACAUUGGUGACCACACGCGUGUUGGGGGCGCCUUCGGCAGCCAGUGCUACUCCCGCGACUGCUAGUGGUGCGAUUGCUUCUGUCUCGAGGGCGCUGAGCUACUUCAGUGGUGGCGGCAGUGCGCGCUCGUGA